Molecule: messenger RNA, 5870 nt
Organism: Contarinia nasturtii (swede midge)
Lineage: Eukaryota; Metazoa; Arthropoda; Insecta; Diptera; Cecidomyiidae
Product: Kv channel-interacting protein 1-like
Exons: 5
Coding region: 3200-3820 (206 amino acids)
Molecular function (GO): calcium ion binding
Source: RefSeq, a predicted model, not a curated record
GCAGAAAAAUAUUUCGCUCACAGUCCGGGUAAGAUAUUCUCUUACAUUGUAUGCGGCGGUGGUAGCGGCGAUAAUAGAAAGCAAUCCAACAAAGAGAAGAGAGAAAAAAAAAUCGUUGUGCAUGUUUCAUUUUCGGGGUUUGGAUAGCCUGUGCGAGUUUUUUUUUUUAAAAUAAGAUUAUAUACAAAAUGAACGAAAUUGUUGGAAAAAGUGUGUGAAGUUUUUAAAAAUAAAAGUGAAUUUUCUAUAGGGUAGACUUUAAAUCAGUAUAAAGAAAACCAUAACGAAUUCGAUGAAAUAUCCGUUUUUAAGACACUUCAAAUCACGUUUAAAUUAUCUUAGUUCGGAUUGUGAAUUUGGUCCCCAAUCACCGAGUGUCAAGAGACACACACACGCACACACACAGAGAGAUAGAUAGAAAGUGUGGCAAAGCACAUUUGCAAAGAGAAAGCAAGAAAAAAAAGUCAUAUACGCAUACCCCGUUCAAACUAACACACAUCAUCUUAAACAGUACAAUAAAUUUUGGUUUUAAUAGCAUUGUAGCAAUAUUGUUCAAAUCAUAAAUAAGUUCUAAAAAGAAAUGCCAAAAAUCAAUCCGUAUUACAAGCAGUGUGAAUUAAGUGUUAAAUCAUAAUAAUACACGAUAAUAAAAAAAAAAGAAGAAGAUGAUGAUAAGAAACAUCGAAUUACGAUGAAAAGUGAAAGGAACUAGAGAAAGGAAAAGAAAAAAUUGAAGAAAAAUAAGCGAGCAAAGAAAAACGAAGGUAUCAAGCUAAUAAAUUACUUAUGGAAAUUAUAUCAACAAUCAACAAGCACAAAAAGUCGUAAUAAAUAAAAAUUAAAUUGUGCUAAAUUGAAAUGGUCAAAAAAAUUAUAUGGCAACGAAAAUGCAAUGCAUUAACACAAGUCAUUUUGAAAUGCUAACAAUAUGUAAAUUUAAAGUUAUACCAAAGUGAAACGAAAACGGAAAUAACAGCAACAACAACAACCACAGCCAACAAAGGCAGGAAAAAAAGCGUUGCACACGAAUUCACUCAUAACGAAAGCCAAUCCGAAUUGAAUGUAUGCCUCUGGUUCUUGUUCCUUCUUCGUUCAAUUUUUUUGUUCUUUCGUUCGAGUAAAAUGUUAGUUUGAAAGUGUGUGCUUCUCUCGUCACUAUUAUGCUCCUAGUUGAGUCUUUAGAGUCGUUGCCUCUCAAAAGUUGCAGUCAUGUUUUAAGUAUGUGAUUUUUAUUUUCUCUGUCGUUUCAAAUGCAAUCGCUUGAAUUGAAACAUAACGGACAAUCUAUCUAGAUUUGGUAUAUGUGAAUAUGCACACAAAAAGGUGAAAUAAAAUCGAAAAAAACAGCAAAACUCUAACAACUAUGCACAAUAAAUCAAAUAUACAUCAUAAAAAAGCACACAUUGUACAUUCCGACAGCCGUCUACUUAUAAAAUAGUAGCAUAUCUAUGACACACACAUACAGAGGAAUAACAAAUAUUAUUUUUAAACAUAAAACAUGUGCUGAUAGCAUGUUCCGAGGACACAAUUAUGUAUGGUCUUCAAACGUUUCGCACUAAUUAGUCGUUGGAGUUGAGCAUACACACCAGCGAAUAAGCACUCGCCGCGACAAGCGGUACAAUAGCCAGGCAAAUUAAAGCAACAAACCGUGAAUAUAUAUAUAUACACACACACACACGUACCCUGCAUUGGAACAUACAGCACGCUCAAUAGCUCAAUCAGUCAGUAUCUCAAUCUGUAACAUUUGCAGAAUCCACUUUACUACAACAACAAAAAAGUUACAACGAAACGAAACGAAGAAACGACCAAACUGAGAUAGCAAUGGCGAAUGAAAAAUAAAACGAAUCCAGGCAAAACGAAUAAUAAACGAGAGCGAAAGAACGAAAAAGGAAAAGUGAAACGCGAUAUCGUUGUUUGAGUUGCCCAAAUAGUGAGAAAGCGGAGAGAAACGACAAAAUAGAUAGAGUGUCGACGAGCACCCACUACUUGAGAAAAUUCAACAUUUGCAACGGCAAACAACAGCAAUAAUAACAACAACAAAUUAACGAAAAUUAUCAACCGAACGUCGAUUCGAUUUUCUUACCAACAAUUACCUCCGAACCAUCAACACCAACAUACACAAAGUAUACAUUUCGUACACAAAUACCAAAAAAACGAAACCAAAGCCAAACCAAAAAAAAAAAUAUUACUCAACAAAAACAACACAACAUUUUCAUUGCUUUUAGAAAUCAUAAUAAAAUCUAAACAACAACAGCAACAAGAAACAACCACUAUUACCAUCCACCAUAGAUUAGCUGUAAUGUGUAAUAGCUGCAAGUACACGAAUUUUAUUAAAUUAUUUAUAAAUAACUAGAUGUACUAGCGUCUAUGUUGUGUGGGGGUGUUUUUUAAUAAUAAAGAAGCUAGGAUACCAAAGGAUAUAUCGUACUGAGUUGAACUGUGUUAAUUUAAGCUAUUUCGUUUCGGGGUUUUUCUUUUCAUUCAAAAUAACAUUCAAACUAAAAAAAAAAAUAUUUAAACAAAACAUAAUAUAAUUAAUGAAAAAAGACCACCCGAAACAUCUUAAUUGAAAAUCGCCGAGAAUAAAAUAAAACGAAAACCAAACUGUACAAUAAUAGUUAAAUUAAAAAUGAAAACCUAAUUUAAAUUUGAUACAUAUUAAUAAAACAGUGGAUGUGAUUGUUUUUAGUUCAUUCGUUUGUUUUCGUUCACAUUUUUUUUUUCGUUAAAGACGUGAUUUGAUUGAAUCGAUUCUUAUUUAGUGAAACUCAUUUUUCACAUUACUUCAUCCCCUCCAAGUUAUAAAUAUUUAGUUGUAGUUAAAUUUUAAAACGUAAUUUUAAAUCGUAUAUUUACGAAGUUUACGUCAACUUAACAAGUAUUCAAAAGAUCAAUACAGAUAUUUAAAGAAAAAGCAACAAAAAACUUAUUAAACAAUAACAACUAUGCAAAAAAGUAUCUUAGGUUAAAUCAAUUUAAAGAAAAAAGCAAAACGACUUAAAUUUAAUAAAAACCAAAUAAUAAAACAAGGAAUUAAACCGAAUUAACAAAUGCGAAUACAAUAAAAUAACGAAAGAUUAACAGAACUUAUUCAAACCGGGAUAACAAUAAUAAGAAUAGUAACUGUAAAAAAAAGUUGAAAAUUGAAUAAAUAACACAAACACACACACAACAUACACACAAUAAAAACACACACGACAUGGCAACGCCACCAGAAAGUCCAGUUGAAGAAGUAGUUUAUGAGUUAGAAACAACUCGCGUACCCAAGCCAAUACCAGUCGCUUUGGAGGACCUUUGUCGCCAAACAAAAUUCACGCGACAAGAAAUUCGAGUGAUGUAUCGUGGAUUCAAAACAGAAUGCCCUGAAGGUGUUGUUCAUGAAGAGUGUUUUAAAGAUAUCUAUGCAAAGUUCUUCCCUCAUGGCAAUUCUAGUAUUUAUGCACAUUAUGUGUUCAAAGCGUUUGACGUUAACUGCACUGGUGCGAUCAGUUUCCGGGAUUUAUUGGUAACAUUAUCAACGCUAUUGCGCGGUUCAGUUUAUGAACGACUUCGAUGGACAUUUAAAUUGUACGAUUUGAAUGGUGACGGUUGCAUAAGUCGAAGUGAGCUUAGCGAAAUAGUCCAAUCAGUGCAUGAACUGAUGGGCCGUCGACCAAAUCAAACUGACGAUGAUCGAAAGGCUCGUGAACAAGUCGAAAAAGUAUUUCGAAAAUUUGACUUAAAUCAAGAUGGGGUCAUAACAAUAGAAGAAUUUUUAGAAACAUGCUUAAAGGACGACACAAUAACUAAAUCACUGCAAAUGUUCGAUACGGAUCUUUGAUUAUCACCCGACAUGGUAGUCAAUAAUAAAAAUAAGACUUUCUUUCCACUCAUAGACUUGUAAAAAUGAAAUAAAAUUGAUUGAACAAAACCAAAUACAAGGCAACACAUUUUUAGAAAGACAAAAUGAACAACUAACCAAUAACCAAGUGAAAACAACAAUAUUAAUGCCGCUAAAAUGUUCUACUAUUUUGAUGAGAUAGAAUGAAAUUGGAGCAUACACUUUGAGGUUGAACUUUUAUUAGGAAUUAUAAAUUGCACACAAACACACACACGCAUAGCAUACACCAGUGACUGGUGUUUGCCAAUCGAUAAAAUACAAUUAAAUUGCAUCGGAAAUCAAAUGAAAUCCACAAUACGCUGAUGUGUUUACAUGUUUGAUCAACCUUAGACAUUUAAACAACAAACUCUAUCAUCUGAAUUUUAUGAACUAAAUGAGCUACGUUAACAAUUUUCUCACUUUUUUCUCGCGGAUCAAGUUUCAUUUAGCGUCAUCGUCGUUAAAUCCAUUUCUUUUUUCAUAAUUUAACAUUUUGAGAAACAUUGAAAAAAAAAACAUAUUUGGGCAUUUGGAAAAGUUUAAAUGAAUUGAUAAUUGAACUUAAACAAAUUGAACAAAAAAAAAAUUAAGAUUUAAACUUUUAAUCGGCCAUCUAGAUUGCAUUAUGAAUUUUACAUAUAUAUGAUAUCUAAAAAAAUGAGGCUAAAAUAAAUUAAAAUUUAUCAUUAAUUAAAUAAUGUAAAUUACGCUCGGACGUAAUAUUGGUGUAUGAAUGGUGCAUAUGAAAAGAAUGACUUUAAUGCGAAAAUUGGAGCGAGAACGAAAGCUAUAAAUCCAAUAUUGAAAUUGAACAAACAAAUCAAACACAAACAAAAUUAGCAAAAUAAAACGAAUAGGAAAAAUCCAAUUUUAGCUUACAACAGCAAAAAAAAUGAAAGGAAAAAAACAAUGACAACAAAUUAAUUCUAACACUCUCGACUAAAAAUGGAAAGCAUUAUGAACAUAUGAUUAUUACAAUUAUUACAUUUAAAAUGAAAAAAAAAAAAAAUGAAAAAUUAAGAAUUUUCGCUGAUAUUAUUUGAAAUUCCUUUUUUUCUAUAUUUAAAAAUAGAUUUUAUCGAUAUUUUUUAGUGAUAUUUCAUGGCAAAGAAGUUAACGAACAUAAUUAAAUGUUAUGUUAAAACCUUAAACGUUUGAAUAACAUCAGCAAACAACAAAAAUAGAAAACAAACAAAAACUUAUCAAAUAUUUUAUGCAAUUGUACCUUUACCAAAAUCAGAGAUGAUUCUCUUUUUGCUUAUUUUCCGCUGUGCAUCGACUAAAAUGGAUCCGUCGACCUAUUAAUCUGAGUAUCCAACAUACACAUUUCGGUAAAACCCUGUCCAUAUACUAAUUGUGUGAAUUUUUUUUUUAACUUUCCAAUGCAAUCACCAACUCUUUGUUACUUUUUCAGUUUUAUUCAUUCGGUCUUCAGAGUAAAACACAAUACGAAAGCGGAAAAUGCAGAAAAGAGAAUUUUAUCACUGCCAAACUGUAUAAAAAAAAUAAAAAAAGGAGAAGAAGAAGACACAAUAUAAAUAUACAAAAUAAUGAUUGCAUUUUAACGAUUAUUGUUUUUAUUGAUCACAGCAUUAUUUUUAAAAUGAAAAGAAAUUUAACGGAAGAAAAACACUAUUUACUACUCGCAUAGGCGUAUUUAUAAAAAAAGGUGAAGUAAGAACAACAACAACUACUGACAAACAAAUUUUAACAAUGAAAAAAAUGAAACAAAUUCAUAAAUUCAUGCAAAAUUGAUGAAUAAAACCAAAACAACAACAAUAAUGAUAAUAAAUUUAUUUUCUGAAUUUCAAGCUAGUAAAAUUUAGUCCAAUUGAUUAGAUAAAGUAAACAAAUACACAAGAGAUAUUAAUGAAAUUUUACCAGAAAAAGUGACAUAAAAACAUGAGAAUGGAUUUAGGUGUACAAGAAAAAAAAAUGAAACACAAUUAGAAAUUGCAUAAGAAAAGAACCGAAUCCAUUGAAUAAUAACAGCUAAAAUACUUUCAAACAA